Messenger RNA from Amphimedon queenslandica, 633 nucleotides. Its product is annotated as dynein regulatory complex subunit 7-like. The transcript has 4 exons. Gene Ontology annotation, biological process: flagellated sperm motility. NCBI's taxonomy places the organism in Eukaryota, Metazoa, Porifera, Demospongiae, Haplosclerida, Niphatidae. The record is from RefSeq and is a predicted model, not a curated record. The annotation marks the transcript as partial. Gene Ontology annotation, cellular component: motile cilium.
AAAAUAGUUGAGAAGUUUCAUCGUGACCCCAACCUACCAGCUAACAGUGACAUUGCCCAGCGUACAUUCUUAUUUGAUGAGAGGAAGAUACAAGUCGUGUAUCAUUUUGAGGACAACAGGAUAACCCCAUCAUCACGGGAAUUCUAUCUACCAGUCCUCACUGGGGAUCAAGCACAGCAACUCACAAUGAACCCUGAUAUGACAUCAGCUUACCAAGUUGAUUCUUAUAUGACAGAGCCCAAGCAGAAAGUGCUGUAUGAUAUGUUGGAGGGACUGCUAAAAGCUCAGGAAGACAGUGUCACUGCUGUUAGACUAUCAGAAAAAGAGACUGAGUCAAUACUCUCUGCUCGUAUGCAAGAGGAGCUCAAUGCUAUACUAACAAUAUCAGUCUAUGAUGUAGCUAGGAACGAAACUGCAAGACAGCACAGACAAGAACUAGAAAGGAAGCAAAUGGAGGAGGAGAGGAUAAGACAGGAGAAAGAGAAAGACUAUCUUGCUCCAUUUUUAGCUCGCCAUGGUGACCCACCCACACUCACAAAGGAGCAGAAGAAGAAGGUCACUGAGGAGUGCCUUAGCGACAUGAAGAAGAGACUAGUUGAUGUCGCUAAUAUAAUACAAUCACACUUCGAGAGA